Messenger RNA from Ascochyta rabiei, 2919 nucleotides. RefSeq lists its product as uncharacterized. The record is from RefSeq and is a predicted model, not a curated record. Gene Ontology annotation, molecular function: protein-containing complex binding; protein binding. The coding region runs from base 1 to 2919 and encodes 972 amino acids. The transcript has 2 exons. Lineage: Eukaryota; Fungi; Ascomycota; Dothideomycetes; Pleosporales; Didymellaceae.
AUGCGCCGCUACAGGUCUGGCGGCCCGGUGCGCGGCCAUGGCGCCGUCGCUGUGCCUGAUUCUUUCGCCAUGGUACGCGCCUUCGACAGCGACUCCAACCCCGCGAGACCCAUUCGACCUUCACCGCUCGCUGCGAGCACGAUCCAUGGCCUGCCUCUCGACCUCCUCGACCGCCUCCGCUCCUUCCCUCUCUUUCAGGCCGCCCCUGACUCCUUCCUCGCCGCCAUCGGUAUGCAUCUCAAGCCAGCACUCUACCAGACACACGACACCGUCCUCACCGAGGGCGAGACGGGCAAGGCCAUGUACUGGCUCGUCCGCGGCGCAAUGCGCGUCACCUCGCGAGACCAGGAGAGCACAUUCGCUGAGCUGAAGCCUGGUGCUUUCUUCGGCGAGAUUGGCAUCCUCAUGGAUAUUCCUCGCACGGCCACCAUCAUCGCAAACAUGCGCUCGCUGGUCGUGCGUCUGAACAAAGAGGAUCUCAUGAAGGAGCUGCCCAAGUUCCCAGAGGUCCAACGAGCCAUCAUGGACGAGGCCAAGGAGCGUCUCGCCAUCCUUGAGCGCAAAAAGAAGGAACUGGGCGGUGGCAGCAAGCGACCAGCGAUUCCCGUACGGCAGAUCACAGGAAAACGCGAUCGCGAAGACGGCGAUGUAGUCAUGGCAGAGAGCGGCACACUGCGCGACGGAGAAGUGGUGAAUGCCUACAAGAAAAGGAAAUCACCGAGUCCAAGCCUGACGGAAGCCGCAGCCCACAGCGCCUUUGGCAGCAUAGACGUACAUGUUCGAUCGCUACUGAAAGAGCUGCCACUGUUCUCUGAGCUGCCUGACGAGAUUCUCCACUUUCUUGGUAUGCGUGCUCAGCCAUGCUCGUUCCCUCCCUUCUACGACAUCAUCAGGCAGGGAACAUCAGGACGCGACGUCUACUUCAUAGUCAAGGGCGAAGUGGAGAUUGUCAAUGUGAAACCUGCCCAAAACAAUGGCCACGCAGCCUUCGACCAAGGCAGACGGAGAUCAAUAGCCGCUGGCGAGCACAACUUCCAUGAGGUGAAGGCUCGGUUGAGGGGAGGACAGUAUUUCGGCGAAGUCGUCAGUCUCUCCCUAGCACCGCGCCGUACGGCUACCGUGCGAUCGGUAUCAUCCGUCGAGUGCCUCAUGAUCAGCGGAGAUACCCUCAGCCAGUUGUGGGAUAAAUGCACGCCAGAUGUACGUCGGCAGGUGGAGUCAGUGGCCAAAGAGCGGCUUGAGACUGCAAAAGACAACGACGUGCACAUGUCCGACUCAGAAAGCACACCGAAGAUCAACGAGCUGGCUAUCGCAGACACGAAGCGCCCACGGACGCCAAGAAGAAAAGAGAGUGUUCCAACGGUGACCUUCAGCGAUCUUCCUGAUGUUGACACGCCAGUCACUCCGCCACGGAGAGAUGAGAAGAUGAUGGAGCCUUAUGAUCCGGACCCAUUCCUCAAUCUUGACUUAGACAACGUCCGGUCCAGAUCGAGACGGGGUUCACUUGCCCCUCCACCACCAGACUCGCCCUCAAGUCCCACCAAGACUAGCUUCUCUUCAAAAGACCCAUCCCCAAUUGGCUCACCUCUAGGCACGCCUCUAGGCACGCCUCUCCCGCUAUCACCUAUACCUAAACACGCGUCCACCCCACCCGAACCUGCUUUUGACUUCAAACGCCCGCGCAUGAUAAGGAAACCGAGCAGAUUUAGCAGAGGCCGUCUUCCGGACUCUGUUCUGACCAACAUCUUCAGGAAUUUCGAUUUGUACGAAUUGAUGCAACUGCGACAGAUAUCGUCACACUGGCACAAACUCAUCUCUACCUCGCCCGAUGUCCUCCACGACCUCGAUCUUGCCAAGUACAACCGCAAAGUCACGGACCGCACGCUGAUCGACGUCAUCUGCCCUUUCGUUGGCACUCGACCCAAGCAUAUCAACAUGAGCAAUUGCUUCCACGUAACAGACGAGGGCUUCGGCGAACUGGCAAAGACGUGCGCUGCUGGCGUGAAGAUCUGGCGAAUGAAGAGCGUCUGGGACAUCACCGGUCCUGCAGUACUUGAGAUGGUGCAGAAGGCCAAGGGACUGGAAGAGGUCGACCUUAGCAACUGCAGAAAGGUCGGUGACAACCUUCUUGCACGUGUGAUUGGAUGGGUUGUACCGGAUCAUCCCCCUCAGAUGGCGGUGGCGCAGGCACACAAUCAGGCACAGGCAAACAGCCGUCAUAAGGGCAAGGGUGGAGCGAGCGGUCAGCCAGCACCAGCACCCCUGCCUCCUGGUACCGUUGUCGGCUGCCCGAAGUUACGACGCCUUACUUUGAGCUAUUGCAAACACAUCACAGAUCGAUCGAUGGCACACAUCGCGGUUCACGCAGCUAACCGCAUCGAGUCGAUUGACCUCACGCGAUGCACCACCAUUACAGACAUUGGGUUCCAACACUGGAGUGUGUAUCCCUUCCCGCGACUGCAGAAGCUAUGUCUUGCCGACUGCACCUAUCUGACCGACAAUGCGAUCGUCUACCUGACAAAUGCGGCCAAAGGGCUGAGGGAAUUGGACCUAUCGUUCUGCUGUGCUCUCUCAGACACUGCAACAGAGGUUCUUGCUCUUGGCCUGCCUAACCUUACGCACCUCAACCUCGCCUUUUGCGGUUCUGCGGUUUCGGAUACAUCGCUCCGUUGCAUCUCGCUGCACUUGCUCGAGCUUCGAAACCUAUCUGUACGCGGUUGCGUACGGGUAACCGGCACAGGGGUCGAAGCCGUAGUGGAGGGCUGCAGGGACCUUGAGGUAUUUGACGUUAGUCAGUGCAAGAAUCUGGGACGAUGGCUCGAGGCAGGAGGUGUUGAGAUGGUUAGACAGAGAGGCCGCAGGGUCAAGUUCGAGACGGUCGCGGAUGGUAGGUGGCGCGUGGGCCAGCAGCCGCUCUGA